AUGUCAUCAAAGAAACUCAUCACCGUCUUCGGCGCCACAGGCAACCAAGGCGGCUCAGUGCUCGAUGUCGUUCUCAGCCGUCCAGACCUCCAAGACAGAUACAGCCUCCGUGGCAUCACUCGCGACCCAGAGUCCGACAAAUCCAAAGCUCUGAACGAGAAAGGCGUUGAAAUGGUCAAGGCCGACGUUGACGAUCUCGAGGCUGUCAAGGCCGCCGUGAAGGGCUCAUACGGCGUCUUCGGCGUCACGGACUUUUGGAGCAUCAUGGACAAGGAACGUGAGAUCAAGCAGGGCAAGAACAUAUUCGAGGCAUCGAAGGAGGCUGGGGUGAAGCACCUAGUCUGGAGCGCGCUGCCGUACGCUGAAAAGCUCACGGAGGGAGCGUUGAAGCAUGUGGAACAUUUCGACUCGAAGGCAAUUGUGGCGGAGUAUGCUGAGGCUAAUAAGGGGGCCAUGUGGGUGUCUCAUGUCAUGCCUGCCAUGUUCGGAGACUCCUUGACUCGAAUGACACGAGUCCACGAAGGCCAAGCAGCGCUCAGCAUGCCAUUCCCCUCCGACUCGAUUGCAUGGCCGCUCAUCUUCCCACGCCGCGACUACGGCAAAUGGGUCAUGGGAGCCUUCGAAGCUGGAGAGAGCGCCAAUGGUGCCUUUGUAAAUGCUGUCAGCACAUGGACGACCCCGAAGGAAGUGGUGGCUGCGAUCACGAAGAACGCAAACCGCGACGUCGCUUUCAACGCUCUACCGGGCAACGUAUUCACGAGCAUUAUGCAACAGGCGAUGGGAGAGGUCGUUGGCGAAGAGCUGUCGGAAACGAUGCAGCUCAUUGGGGGGUGGAAUUACUACGGCAAGGAAGCGGAGAAGUCGCAAGGCGAUCAUGAUAAGUUCCUGCUGAAGGACGCUGAGUUGAGCUCGUAUGAGCAGUGGGCGAAGGAGAAUGGGCCGUUCAAGUACGAGUAG
This is a messenger RNA of Saxophila tyrrhenica, 957 nucleotides long. RefSeq lists its product as uncharacterized. The record is from RefSeq and is a predicted model, not a curated record. The coding region runs from base 1 to 957 and encodes 318 amino acids. Gene Ontology annotation, cellular component: nucleus. Lineage: Eukaryota; Fungi; Ascomycota; Dothideomycetes; Mycosphaerellales; Extremaceae. The transcript has 2 exons.